Messenger RNA from Psilocybe cubensis, 294 nucleotides. RefSeq lists its product as uncharacterized. The record is from RefSeq and is a predicted model, not a curated record. Bases 1 to 294 code for a protein of 97 amino acids. Lineage: Eukaryota; Fungi; Basidiomycota; Agaricomycetes; Agaricales; Agrocybaceae. The transcript is spliced from 2 exons. Gene Ontology annotation, cellular component: mitochondrion. Gene Ontology annotation, biological process: nucleotide transport; folate import into mitochondrion. Gene Ontology annotation, molecular function: folic acid transmembrane transporter activity; FAD transmembrane transporter activity.
AUGUCAAUUACGAGCAAGCUUGCAGCUCUUUCGGUCACCUACCCAUAUCAGGUUGUGAGGUCCCGCAUACAGAACGACGCGCAAGCUGCCAUGUUUCCAACGAUACCUGCCACCAUCAAACGCACGUGGGCGCUUGAAGGCACUCGUGGAUUUUUUCGAGGGUUAGGAACGAACCUCGUUCGUGUGCUCCCUGGGACAGGCAUAACUUUUGUUGUGUAUGAAAAUAUCGCUUGGUUGUUGCGAACCACGGCGAAGGAGCGUGAACGCAGAGCCCAGCUGCUCAAUGACGUGUAG